Molecule: messenger RNA, 1122 nt
Organism: Pocillopora meandrina
Lineage: Eukaryota; Metazoa; Cnidaria; Anthozoa; Scleractinia; Pocilloporidae
Source: the annotation of a GenBank genome assembly
AUGAUUGUCAACUAUGAAUGCUAUAUCGAGGGAAAGGAAACUAAUAUUGGAAUGCCGCUCCUCAAAGGCAGAACCAGAACAAUAAAAGUGGAACCUACGAUUCAUAGCAAGUCAGGGAAUACUCCGCCAGAGGGAGACGUGAACUCUAAAGACUUAGAUAGCGACGACAGGACAACAAUGCCACCGUAUUUAUCAACUCUGAAAUUUCAGCUGAAGCAGUUCGACGCCGACUUGGUUCGUCAAUCGGACUAUCUUGAGGAAGGAAUUGAAUACACAUCUCUUCCAGCGCAUAAAACUAAAGGAACACAAACCAUCACUCUACCAUUGAACAUGCCUGUUGUGGUGAGCGAGAAACUAUGCUUUCGUCGAAAAGGCAACGGUUCACCUAAUUUUAAGCACCGGUUGAAUAAUUCAGUUAAAGACGAUUGUUCUAAGGUUUCACUUGCUAGGUCACACACGAAUGGACAAGAAAACGACGUGAGAAAAAUCCUAGAUGGCUCAGACGAUACGAGUGCAACUGCAGGAAAAUGGUUCAAUGACAUCGAUAAACUAACGAGCUUCAAAGCCAAACACAAAAUUGAAUUCUUCUCCAGAGAAAAGAAGGAAAUAGAAAGAGAAUGGACGUCAACUCCUAAGAAAUUUUAUAAGUGUAUUUUGAAUUGUAGACAAAAGCAAUUAUCUCUGUGUAAUGGUUUCCGAACCAGUAAACGCGAUGUUGAUCGGGGAUCGAAAAAAGUUUCCUUUCCCGCUGAUGUUCUUUUGUUUUCUGCUAUCGAGGAAAAUGCGUCGAAGGAAUUAAUUGAAAUAAUAAGGAUCUACAAGACUGAUGUCAAUUUAAGUAGAAAUGCACGCGGACUUCCCCCGCUUCAUCGAGCAGUACAGCGCGGAGCUGUUGAAUGUGUUCGAGUCCUACUGAGUCAUUCGGCUGAUGUGAAUUUGAGAGACUCCUCAAAUCGCCCAGCUAUAAAUCUGGCGAUUUCAAUGCGCCAGUUUGAGUGUAUUGUGCUUUUAAUCGAGUCAGGAGCUAGCGUAGCAGAGUACACAAACCAACGAUUACAGGAUUAUGAAAACGUUCAGACUUUGUCGAAGAGCUGUUAUCGAUCUUUCGAGGCCAAUGUUUAA